AUGGAAGAGGCCAUCCGUAAGUUGAGCCGCCUCUCAAUGAACAAGGCAAAGCUCAUAAAGCCGUUGGCAGACACACCAGAAGCGUACACAGACAGCCGGUUCGAUCUCGUCGACGUUUCAUCGCCAAUCCAUUGGAUGGUCCCUCUUGAUCACUACAAAUCCGUCGCCCACGACUUUCUCUGCGUCGACGUCCCUGGGCUUCCAACUACGACUGCCGAGCUCUCUACGCAGCCAGUGCCUCCCUUCAUUCAGGGGCUCUCUGCGUCUCUCGCCGACGAGGACGUGCAGUUUCUCGCCAGCAAGGGCGUCUUUUCACUGCCAGACCAGAAGCUACGGAAUGCACUGCUCAAGACAUUCGUCCACCACGUCCAUCCCUAUCUUCCGGUGUUGGAUCUCCCAGUCUUCCUCGAAGCCAUCGCAAACAAUGAUGGGCACACACAAGUCAGCCUCCUCCUCUUCCACGCGGUCAUGUUCUCGAGUAUCGCCUUUGUCGAUCCCACGCAUAUCCACCGCGCUGGAUACACAUCUCGAAAGGCCGCGCGCCAGGAAUUCUUCAGCAAAGCACGGCUGCUAUACGACCUCGACGCCGAACGAGACCGGAUCGUCUUAAUCCAGUCCGUCCUGCUCAUGACGUACUGGCACGAGACCCCCGACGACCCCAAAGACUUCCGGCACUGGCUCGAAAUCGCCCUAUCACAAGCAACUAUUGUCGCCUUCCCCAACUCCUCCGAAUGGGCCAGCGGAGGCACCCAGCCAGGGUUGUGGAAACGAAUCUGGUGGUGCAUGUACACUCGGGAUCGACUGAAUGCUUUGAACCUCCGCCGCGAACCGAUUAUUAGUGACGCCGACUUUACUGUCCCCUACCCGACGCUCUCGGACUUUGACAUUCAGCGGUAUCCCAGCAGCGUCACCCGGAUGCUCGGAGGCUGUGAGGUCCUGCGGCGUCUCGACUAUCAGCAGCAGCUGGCGCAAAUGUUUAUCGAAAAGGCCAAGUUCUGCUGCGCCAUUAGUGAGAUUAUACUUAGCAUUGCAAAUGCGUCGACGCUCAGCCCGGAGGAGCUUACACGGUAUAUCCAGGCGCUGGAGGACUGGCAGGAUAACCUCCCCUCGCAUAUACAGUAUUGCGCGCCGACAGGAAAUCUAUCCGAGGGCGAGCGGACGCUAUUUGCGUAUCGCGCCUGGCUCAAGAUGCUCUUCCUCGCAGCGUCGGGCGCUCUACAUCGCCAGAGCCCUCAACGACUCACUCACGUCGACGCCGAUACCGACCAUCAAGAAUCACAAACCCAGGCCCCAGAAACAGGCCUCCACUCGGUAACCCGCUCCAUCGCCGGCGUCGCUGAAGGCCUCCACCAGCUUGACCUCGUCCACUGCCUCCCAACAACAACCGUCGGCCUCCUGAUGCCCGUCCUCGCAACGCACUUUAUGAACAUCCGCUCGGAAACGCCCGACCUGUGGCGCAACGCCUUUCAGUCGCUGUACCAGUGCCUGAAGGUGCUGGAGAAGCUGGGGGAAGUGUACAUGCUGGCCGAGUCGAUGGCGACAUUCUUCCAGGCGGCGAUUUGCGGGGAUGCCGAUGCGGGCGAUCCUGCGCGUGGCGGGCCCAUCCCUGGCCGUUCGGGGCUGGAGAGGGACUUUCUGGAGAGGAUCCUGACAAGUGCGGAGAUGGAGACGUUUGCGCAGCUUGUCGGGGAAAGAGAAGCAGCGCUGGCGGUGUGA
Aspergillus calidoustus is the source of this 1716-nucleotide messenger RNA. NCBI's taxonomy places the organism in Eukaryota, Fungi, Ascomycota, Eurotiomycetes, Eurotiales, Aspergillaceae. The record is from the annotation of a GenBank genome assembly.